AUACGAUAGGGCGAAAGGAGCAGUACGGCUGAUACCAGAUACGAGUACGCAUGACACCAGUUUGCAGUGUGCCCGCCACUGAAGGGGCCGCUCUCGUUGGUCUCCGCCGUUCGCGGCUCGAGUCUUUCAUCUCCCACUCCGCGUUCGCUCUUUCGCUGUGCACGGUUACGCCGCCGACGACGCUGGCACCGACGCCGACGCUGCCACCGACGCUGACGCUCACCGCAGGAAGGGGAGCCUAAGCGCUGCGCUCUAAUAUCAGGGGACACUCCGACCAUGGAUAGCCGCAGCACCUCGGUUUCUCCACCGACGAGUCCCGAGCCUGUCAGAAGCCUGGCCGACAUCGAGAGGGUGGGGCUCGCAAAACUCGGCCCCGGACCUCGUUUCUACUACAGCAUGGGUGCCGACGAGAAGCAGACCUUGGCAGAGAACGUAAACGCCUUCAAGAGGCUCCGCCUUCUGCCGCGGCUCCUGAGGGGCGUAGCGGACCGAAGCUUGGAGAGUGUGUUGCUGGAACAGCGCGUCUCUAUGCCCAUCGGCAUAGCACCCACAGCUUUUCAUAAGAUGGCCCAUCCCGACGGAGAAGCCGCCACUGCGAAAGCUGCGGAAGCGGCGGGGACGGUGAUGAUCGUCAGCAUCUCGAGCACCACUUCCCUGGAGGACGUCAGGGAGGCCGCGCCCAACGCCAUUCUUUGGUUUCAGCUCUGCAUUCUUCGAGACCGUGCAAUAACGCAGCGACUUGUAGGGCGGGCAGAGCGCGCUGGCUACAGCGCCAUCGUCUACACGGCAGACAUACCGGUGGGUGGCUCAAACACCGCGACGUUUGGAAACUUCCUCAACGAUCACUCAAAGGAGCUCAGGUUCGCCAACUUUAGAGAUGAGGACGUCGCCCCCUCUGGUGGAAGAUUUCCGUCGCACGAGGUCAUGAAUCCGGAGACCACGUGGGCCGACGUCGCCUGGCUCAAGAGCCUCACUAAGCUGCCCCUGGUCGUCAAAGGAAUUCUUACUGCCGAAGCGGCCAUUCAAGCCGUUGAACACGGUGCCUCGGCGAUCAUGGUUUCUAAUCACGGAGGGCGCCAACUUGACUGUGUUCCGGCAACCAUUGACGUGCUGCCUGAUACUGUCCGCGCCGUGGGGCACCGCUGCCAGGUGUACGUUGACGGAGGCAUCCGCCUCGGUACCGACGUGAUCAAGGCGCUCGCUCUAGGGGCGCAAGCAGUGUUCAUUGGAAGGCCUGUACUCUACGGCUUAGCUUACAAUGGCGAACAGGGCGCCUUCAAGGUUCUCGAAAUUUUAAGAGCAGAGACGGACCGUGCCAUGGCCCUUAUGGGUUGCCGUUCUGUAAGCGAACUUCACCCGGGCAUGGUAGUUCGCCUUGAACGGUUAGCGAAGCUGUGAUGGACGCACGCCAGUCUCCACGACGGCCCUGGAACAACGACUACGAUCGUUCUUGUUAUAUACUUCCGCUACCACCUGUCUUCGAGGCGUAAAGCGCCAUUGUAAGGUUCGUAACAGCGCAACACAAGACACGGACAAAAAGAAAGCAAAAAGGACAACACAGCGCUUCAGCGCCAUGUUGUCCUUUUUACAUUUUUUUGUCCGUGUCUUGCGUUGCGCCGUUACGAACCUUACAACGAAUCUUAACCAACUGGCUCAACUUGCCGUCUUGAUGCAGUAAAGCGCCAUGACUGAUGACAAUAAAAAAAAAUAAAGCGAAUAUAAAACUUGCA
Molecule: messenger RNA, 1730 nt
Organism: Dermacentor albipictus
Lineage: Eukaryota; Metazoa; Arthropoda; Arachnida; Ixodida; Ixodidae
Product: 2-Hydroxyacid oxidase 1-like
Molecular function (GO): oxidoreductase activity; FMN binding
Source: RefSeq, a predicted model, not a curated record